CUUGGUUGAAGGACCUCGUGGCGAAGUAAACAGAAAUGGUUGCUAGCGUUAAUUAAGAUAACAUCGGUUUUAGUCCAAUUAACUUUAUUACAGCGUGUGAGUUACAAGGACGCGAUGGCAGAGGACAACGAACUGGAAAAGCGUGCGGUGGAGGAGCUUCUGAAGGAGACGGACAGAGCGCGAGUGAGAGCGGAGACCAUGGGCCCCGCAGGAUGGUUAAAGUGUCCCCUGAGAAGCACCAACAAGCGCUUCCUGCUCAACACGCUGCGCUCCACCAACCUUCAGCGGCGCAGCGGAGACUCACGGGACGGACACUCGAGGACGAGAAGCAAGUCCCCGGAGAGGAGCCGCCGUCGCAGCAGAACACCUCCCAGAGACCACCAUCGCACAGACCAUACGCACCAUCACAAAGAGAAGAAGCAAGAUCGAGACAACGAGAGGAGCCACAAAGACAACAGGGACCAGAGACAUGGGAGGGACGGACACAACAGAGACAAGGACAGGCUUCAUGAGUAGAGACUGUGAUUUGACACUAACUGCACAAAGGUGAACACUGAACGCCUCACAGAGCUGCUGGCAGACCAAAAGACCUCCGUUUACCCGUUUGAAGAGACUUGAAUUUUUAUUCCUGCAGAUGGAAAAUGUUCUCUCUCGUUAGUUUACUGACUGUUCACUUUUAAAAUUAACCAUUUUGUAGUUCAUGAGGUUAAAUUGAUGACUCCUAAAGCCAGAAACAUAUCCUUUUUACUGUUCUUCCACCCCAUAUCUUCCACAAAAAAAGAGUUAAUAAAAUAUCAAGAGGCCGUUACAGCCCAGCACUUUU
Gymnodraco acuticeps is the source of this 823-nucleotide messenger RNA. Its product is annotated as protein POLR1D. Bases 115 to 516 code for a protein of 133 amino acids. Lineage: Eukaryota; Metazoa; Chordata; Actinopteri; Perciformes; Bathydraconidae. The record is from RefSeq and is a predicted model, not a curated record. The transcript has 3 exons.